Molecule: messenger RNA, 267 nt
Organism: Rotaria socialis
Lineage: Eukaryota; Metazoa; Rotifera; Eurotatoria; Philodinida; Philodinidae
Source: the annotation of a GenBank genome assembly
AUGACUGUCGUUGUAGAAAUUAAUUUGGGUGCAUCAUAUUAUGUAAGUGUUGGCGCGUUUCAACAUGGUAAAGUUGAAAUCAUUGCAAAUGAUCAAGGUGAACGUAUAAAGACAAAAGAUAAUUAUUUACUAGGAAACUUUCCAUUGACUAAUAUUCCAUCUGCUUUGCGAGGUGUACCACCAAUUGACCUAAGGUUUGAUGUUGAUGCUAAUGGAAUAUUAAAUGUAUCUGCUCUGGAAAAAUCAAUUAUCGAAGAAAGAACUUGA